Molecule: messenger RNA, 1584 nt
Organism: Lepidothrix coronata (blue-crowned manakin)
Lineage: Eukaryota; Metazoa; Chordata; Aves; Passeriformes; Pipridae
Product: endogenous retrovirus group K member 113 Pol protein-like
Biological process (GO): RNA-templated DNA biosynthetic process
Molecular function (GO): RNA stem-loop binding; RNA-directed DNA polymerase activity
Source: RefSeq, a predicted model, not a curated record
AUGCUGCUUCAAGUUCAUUCUCCAGGGACAACCACUGACUUUGGGAAAUGGGAGGCGGAGCGCGAGGGGAGGUCACGCACAGACACAAGUUGCUCCCCAGAAUCCAUUCCAGGCUUAUGCGACCAACUCACUGCAAAGACAGCCAGAAAUGCUGGAGUGGAUGUCGCCACAGCAGUGAAAACUACAAUCAAGGACUCUAAGGUGCAUAAGGCACCUUUACAAGAACAUGGGCCAUUAGGGUAUGGUUUAAGUGCUUUACUAGUGGGACGCUCUAGCGCCACAAUGAAGGGUCUUUUUGUUCUCCUGGGCGUCAUUGAUGCGGACUAUACAGGACAAAUUCAAGCCAUGGUGUGGACCCCCUCCACACCGGUCGUUAUACUGGCAGGGAGCAGAAUAGCGCAACUGGCACCUUUCAUUGCAGAGGUCCUGCUGACUACAACUCCUGUGUGGGUAAACCCGCCCCUGGCACAGGAGAAAUUGCUUGCCCUCCAUGAGCUGGUAAAAGAGCAAUUACAGCAGGGUCAUACAGAACCCUCUCAUAGCCCAUGGAAUACUCCCGUAUUUGUUAUCAAGAAAAAAUGGGGAAAGUGGAGGCUUCUUCAUGAUCUGAGGCAAAUAAAUCGAAUUAUGAAAAGUAUGGGAGCAUUGCAACCUGGCAUGCCUUCCCCUACCAUAAUUCCAAUUGGUUGGUACAUACAUGUUAUUGAUUUAAAAGAUUACUUUUUCACCAUUCCCCUACAUUCUGAGGAUGUUGAGAAGUUUGCCUUCUCUGUCCCAGCAAUUAACAAUCAGGAACCCUGUCAGUGUUAUCAAUGGACUGUUUAGCCUCAGGGGAUGAAGAAUAGUCACACCAUCUGUCAGUGGUAUGUAGCUCAAGCUUUGUCUGAAGUCUGGCAGCAAUUUCUGCAGGUGUACUGUUAUCAUUAUGUAGAUGACAUUCUUGUCGCUGCACCAAAUCAAACGCAAUUAUGCCAGGUUAAGCCAGUAGUGGAACAGUCGAUGCAUGCAUAUGGGCUACAAAUUUCUCCAGAAAAGGUGCAAUCUCAAGCACCAUGGAAAUAUUUGGGAGUCAAAAUUUUGGAUCAGAAAAUUCAACCACAAACUGUCCAAAUUUCAUAAGAGGUUAAAACACUGAACGAUGUACAAAAACUUGUGGGGACCGUCAAUUGGAUACAGCCCUUACUUAGUCUGACCGCUGCUCAAUUGGUCCCUUUGUUUCAAUUGUUAAAAGGUGACAGUGAUUUACUCUCUCCUAGAAGCCUAACUACAGAUGCAAAAAUUGCGCUGUUCUUAGUAGAAAGACCAAUAGAAACCAGAAAAGCAUACUGCCUUGCAGAGGACCAUCCUCUUAAUUUGUAUGUGGUGAUUAAUGUUUAUCACCCUAUUGGUCUGUUAGGACAAUGGGACACCCAAUGGAGAGACCCUUUGCAUUUCAUUGAAUGGAUUUUUUUACCCCACGAACCACGCAAAACUGUGAGCACCCUUGUUGAGCUAAUCUGUACGGGAUGGCAACAUUGUCUUGAGCUUACUGGCAGAGAUCCCCAGAAUAUUGUUUUGCCCAUGCGCCAGGAUUAUCUGGACUAG